This is a messenger RNA of Paramacrobiotus metropolitanus, 2324 nucleotides long. Its product is annotated as band 7 protein AGAP004871-like. Gene Ontology annotation, cellular component: plasma membrane. The record is from RefSeq and is a predicted model, not a curated record. The coding region runs from base 676 to 2055 and encodes 459 amino acids. The transcript is spliced from 14 exons. NCBI's taxonomy places the organism in Eukaryota, Metazoa, Tardigrada, Eutardigrada, Parachela, Macrobiotidae.
CAACUGCUGCCGGAAGAGAACGGAGAUCACUGCACACACAUUCCAGACCCAAAAAUAGCUGCGGAUAAGGAGGGAAAUGAGCGUGAGCCCUGGUUGCCGGUACAUAUCGAUGGUGUGUAAUUGCAAGCAUCCACCGCACAAAGUGCUUCCAAAGGAUUGCAUCCGCUGCAGCGUUCAGCAUAUAGGAUUUUGCUGCUUUACGACGAGGUUUUAUAAAUGCAUCCGCGCGAUGCUGCUGGCCCGUGCCAGUGAGAUAGUUUUAUGUUAAACGCUCGCUGCGUACUCACUUGCGCCGGUAUCGAUCCAGUGUUUUAUGCGCGUGCGUUUGUACAUGUGGGAUCUUUUUUUCCUCCUACGCACAUCAGCCAUAAUUGUUCACAAGACAUUAUUCUUGCUGGCAGAGUAAUCGUGGCACGUAGCCCUUAUCAGACUCCCCGAAAGCCGUUUACAGACGAUCGAUUUCUCAGUGGAAAAAAUUGACCUGGAUAACAGUUUCCAUUUCUAUGAGUUCACUUUGACUGGGGAACGGCGGCCGCAUUCAAUUUUCUCGAUAGAGUAAACAGUGCCAUCCUCGUACACAACAGUGUGUACGUUGUUUUAGGCUUUCACUGGAUCUUCUGUGUAUGCGCAUCGCAUCUGUUCACUGUGUGUGUGUAUCUCUGUGUGUUGCGGCAUAUGAUGAGCCGAAAGGAAAUCCACGGCACUGGCUCCAAUCGAGCCCAUUCUCCCGCAUAUCCACCGUCGUAUACCACGCAUAUACCACAACACAGCCACAUAUCAACAACACCGCACAAUCCGGCCGCAGGCACUGCUGUUGACUAUGCCAGCGGAAGUGCAACGGCCUCCUCAUCUUACGAUAUCCAGUCAGCGCAAAAUCCGCGCCAGGGCACAACAUCAGCAGCUGCUGCCUCGGCGAGUGAGCAUGAACUGCGGCAUGCGCAGUAUCCCGAACCAGCUUAUAUAACCGAGCAUCUGCGCCAUCAACAGCAUUUGUUGCAACAGCGCGCCACGGCCGCUUCUUCCCGACCGGGUGCCAGUUCACCGCGUAGUUUUAAUCAUCAUCAUCAUCAUCACCGUCCCAGUCCGGUGCAGGUGCAGUACGAUAGCGAGGAUAUCGUCAACCAAGAGAAUCAGUUGAGUUUCGGGCGCAGUAUGCAGGAAGUGCACAUGCGGGAAGGACGAGAGGAACGCAUGGAGCUACAUCCGCCGUAUCGGGCUGCCGGGACGCCGGGCGUUUACAACAACGACUACAAUGGACAAAGACAGAGUGAGAGCACUAACUCCGGACCGGGAUUCUGUGCCAUCGUCCUGUGGCUGCUUUCAUGGGUGUUAGUGCUAGCCACACUGCCGUUCUCCCUUUGCAUUUGUUUUAAGGUGGUCCAGGAAUACGAGAGAGCCGUCAUUUUCCGUUUGGGUCGUUUGGAUCCCGGCUCAAAAGGCCCAGGAAUUUUCUUCGUUUUACCAUGUAUAGAGAAUUAUACCAAAGUGGAUAUGAGGAGCACCUUAUUUGAUAUUCCCCCACAGGAAAUUUUGACGAAGGACUCGGUGACCGUGUCUGUCGAUGCAGUUGUAUACUAUCGCAUCUUCAAUGCUAAUUUGUCGGUUGCCAAUGUGGAAAACGUCCAUCAUUCCACGCGCUUAUUGGCUCAGACAACACUGCGAAACGUCCUGGGAACAAAAGCACUGCAUGAUUUAUUGGGAGACCGUGAAAUUAUCAGCAACACUGUUCAGGUCAGUUUAGAUGAGUCUACUGAAGCCUGGGGGAUCAAAGUGGAACGAGUUGAAGUAAAGGAUGUCCGACUUCCGGUCCAGCUUCAGCGCGCUAUGGCUGCCGAGGCGGAAGCCGCUCGCGAAGCCCGAGCCAAGGUCAUCGCCGCUGAGGGCGAGCAGAAAGCAGCACGUGCUCUGAAGGAAGCCGCUGACAUCAUUGCCGAGUCACCGGGUGCACUUCAACUGCGCUAUCUGCAGACCCUGAACACCAUCUCCGCCGAGAAGAACUCCACCAUUAUCUUCCCCAUUCCUAUGGAUCUCAUUACGCAGUUUCUGCACCGAUAGUCGGCCUACGCGCUUACGUGUGACGGUGCGAGAUUGAAUUUAUGACUUACUAGUAUCUUAUUACUUUUCAUAGCAGUUUUUGUGCUCCACGAUGCUGUAAUUGUUAUUAUGUUGUCAAAAACCAUAACUUGCUCAGUAGUUCAGUGCUACUUGCUUUUGCUGUUGCGGUUGUGCUGCUUGUAACGCAGCAGCUAGAUAUGUAAACAGGUAAUGGUAACAGUCUGUAACUUGUGACAGAGGCCAGAUUUAUAAAGAUUUAUAAGGACAAA